GCUCCAAAGCCCAAACACCCGCUCCCCCCAAAUCCCCUCCCUGAACCCUAGUAGUCGCGGGAGAGCUCAAGCUCGAGCUCGCUAGCCAUGGCCACGACGAGCGACCCCACGGCUGACCCCGCCCUACCCACCGAGACGGCCGAGGGCGACGCCGUGCAGGAGCAAGAGCACGGCAAUGGCGCGGCAGCCGCCCCCGCCGUGGUGCUGCAGCAGCAGGGGCAGGGGGAGGAGGAGGAAGAGUUGAUCGGGCCGGGCCCGGCGCCGGCAAGGCAGCGGCAGAAGCGCCCGCUCCAGUUCGAGCAGGCCUUCCUCGACGCGCUCCCCUCCGCCGCCAUGUACGAGAAGAGCUAUAUGCACCGGGAUGUUGUCACCCAUGUCGCAGUCUCCCCUGCCGACUUCUUCAUCACCGGGAGCGCAGAUGGACAUCUUAAAUUCUGGAAGAAGAAACCGAGUGGGAUUGAGUUUGCUAAACAUUUUCGGUCCCAUCUCAGUCCUAUCGAAGGUUUAGCUGUUAGCGUUGAUGGCUUACUUUGCUGCACAAUCUCCAACGACCGGUCUGUCAAGAUAUAUGAUGUUGUAAACUAUGACAUGAUGUUUAUGAUGCGUCUCCCAUUUGUCCCUGGGGCGAUUGAGUGGGUUUAUCGACAGGGCGAUGUUAAGCCGAAACUUGCUGUUAGUGACAGGAAUACAUCUUUCAUUCAUGUAUAUGAUACCCAUUCUGGUUCAGUUGAUCCCGUCAUCUCCAAAGAGAUUCAUUCUGGCCCUGUAAAAGUUAUGAAAUAUAAUCAUGCCCAGGAUGUCGUUGUAUCUGCUGAUGCCAAAGGACUCUUGGAAUAUUGGUCCCCAUCUACCCUAAAGUUUCCAGAAGAUGUGGUGAACUUUCGUUUAAAGACAGACACAAAUCUGUUUGAACUUGCAAAAUGCAAGACAAGUGUGUCUGCUAUUGAGGUGAGCAACGAUGGCACUCAGUUUGCUGUCACAUCCCCUGAUCGCAGGAUAAGGGUAUUUUGGUUCAAAACUGGAAAGUUAAGACGUGUAUAUGAUGAGUCCCUUGAGGUGGCACAAGAUCUUCAGAAAAGUGAUGUUCCAUUGUAUCAUCUCGAUGCUAUUGAUUUUGGGCGAAGAAUGGCUGUUGAGAAGGAAAUAGAGAAGACAGAAAAUGUUCCACAGCCUAAUGCUGUCUUUGAUGAGAGCAGCAACUUUCUUAUUUAUGCCACUCUUCUGGGCAUAAAGGUUGUAAAUUUGCACACGAAUAAGGUUUCCCGUAUCCUGGGAAAGGUAGAGAACAAUGAGAGGUUUCUGAGAAUUGCUUUAUAUCAAGGUGACAAAGGGAAUAAGAAGGUUAGGAAAAUUCCUUCAAUAGCUGCCAAUGUCAAUGAUAGCAAGGAGCCUUUAUCAGAUCCUACUUUGCUCUGUUGUGCGUUCAAGAAACACAGAAUAUAUACCUUCAGUCGUAGAGAACCUGAGGAGCCUGAAGAUGCAACCAAGGGUAGGGAUGUUUUCAAUGAAAAACCACCACCCGAGGAGCUUUUGUCUGUGUCAGAAUUAGGAAAGACUGCUACGACAUCACUACCUGACAAUUUGGUAUUUCACACUUCUAUGGGUGAUAUUCACUUGAAACUAUAUCCAGAAGAGUGUCCAAAAACCGUGGAGAACUUCACUACUCACUGUCGGAAUGGCUAUUAUGACAAUCUCAUAUUUCAUCGUGUAAUUAAAGGAUUCAUGGUCCAGACUGGCGAUCCUUUGGGGGAUGGCACUGGAGGGCAAUCAAUCUGGGGCAGGGAAUUUGAAGAUGAAUUUCAUAAAAGCUUGAGACAUGACAGGCCAUUUACACUUUCAAUGGCUAAUGCGGGACCGAAUACCAAUGGUUCUCAAUUCUUUAUCACCACUGUGGCAACUCCAUGGCUAGAUAACAAACAUACAGUGUUUGGUAGAGUUGUAAAAGGGAUGGAUGUUGUUCAGCAAAUUGAGAAGGUGAAGACCGAUAAAAAUGACAAGCCCUAUCAGGAUGUGAAGAUCUUGAAUGUUACAGUUCCCAAGACAUAAGCUCCCUCCUAAUCAAUUGACCUCCUGCAGGGUUGCUGCCUUACUGGUUGUUCACUGACCUGUCUCAAGAUAAACGUGCUUUCCUCGACUCUUGUUAGAAGCGCUGCUGUUUUCUGCUCUGGUGCUUUGAAUUUAUACCCUUCACCAUCGCCCCGAGGGAGUAGAACCGUGCAACUUGUGUCCUGACGAUGUCUUCAUCGUCAAAGUUAAUAGCGAUCCUAACAUUUCAUCGCUGUCUGGCAGAAUCAUUUCCCUAAGUCUGCAGGCAAAAAAAACUUUUAAACAGCUGAGUUGUAGUGCAGGAGGAUAUGAGGAUGAAUUUUUUUCCCCAGCACGUGGCAUGUGUAAUCUUGUAAUUUGAUGAGAAUAGUUAAUAUUGGAGAAUGUUGAUGUAAUUCCCUGGGGUGGUUAUAAUUGUUUCUUGGCAUUUAGGAUUGUUGUUGGACUGGACCAUACAUACAGUUGCAAAGUUUAAAACUCAUCUUUGCUGCAGUCGGCGCGUGUGGACGCUGACGUUUCAACUGGUGAA
This is a messenger RNA of Brachypodium distachyon (stiff brome), 2575 nucleotides long. RefSeq names its product peptidyl-prolyl cis-trans isomerase CYP71. Bases 88 to 2046 code for a protein of 652 amino acids. The transcript is spliced from 14 exons. The record is from RefSeq and is a predicted model, not a curated record. Gene Ontology annotation, molecular function: protein binding; peptidyl-prolyl cis-trans isomerase activity. Gene Ontology annotation, biological process: protein folding; protein peptidyl-prolyl isomerization. Lineage: Eukaryota; Viridiplantae; Streptophyta; Magnoliopsida; Poales; Poaceae.